GCCGCUCGGAGGCCGCCGCUGCCGCGAUGCUACCCUCCUUGCAGGAGUCGCUGGAUGGGGAUGAAAAGGAGCUAGAGAGCAGCGAAGAGGGAGGCUCCGCCGAGGAGCGAAGACUCGAGCCGCCGCCCAGCAGCCACUACUGCCUCUACAGCUACCGCGGAAGCAGGUUGGCACAGCAGCGAGGGGACAGUGAUGAUGGAAGCCCAAGUGGCACAAAUGCAGGCACUCCCUCUGGUGAUGAUUUCAGCCUCUCCUUGGUGGACACUAAUCUGCCCUCUGAAGUGGAGCCAGAGCUGCGCAGUUUCAUCGCCAAGCGUCUUUCGAAGGGAGCAGUGUUUGAAGGGCUGGGUAAUGUUGCGUCUGUGGAGCUGAGGAUUCCGGAUUACCGGGUCGGUUGUUAUUACUGUCUUUUCCAGCAAGAAAAACUGCUUCCUGAAGCAGCAACAGUGGACUCUGAACAUAACGCUUCAGAGUAUGUGGUCUGUUUUUUAGGAGGGUCUGAAAAAGGACUUGAGCUUUUCAGGCUUGAAUUGGACAAGUACAUUCAAGGAUUCAAAAAUAACAUGAACUGCGAGGAGACGGGCCUGGAGAACCACAUAAAAUCCUACUUGAGCAGCUGGUUUGAGGAUGUUGUCUGCCCGAUCCAAAGGGUGGUUCUUCUCUUUCAGGAGAAGCUUACCUUCCUGCUACAUGCCGCUCUGAGUUAUACUCCUGUUGAAGUUAAAGAAUCAGAUGAAAAAACAAAGAGAGACAUUAACAGGUUUCUGAGCGUGGCCAGUCUUCAGGGCCUCGUGCACGAAGGCACCAUGACAUCUUUGUGCAUGGCCGUGACGGAGGAGCCGCGCACGUCCGUGGUCAUCGACUGCAGUAGCUCCCAGCCCCAGUUCUACAACGCGGGAAGCAACCGGUUUUGUGAGGAUUGGAUGCAGGCUUUUUUGAAUGGCACCGAAGGAGGUAACCCUUUUCUUUUUCGACAAGUACUGGAGAACUUUAAACUAAAGGCCAUACAAGACACAAAUAAUUUGAAGAGAUUUAUCCGACAGGCGGAAAUGAAUCAUUAUGCUCUGUUUAAAUGUUACACCUUCCUAAAGAACUGUGGCAGCGGGGAUAUCCUUCUGAAGAUUGUUAAAGUGGAGCACGAGGAAAUGCCCGAGGCCAAGAACGUGGUGGCCGUCCUUGAAGAAUUUAUGAAAGAAGCCCUUGCGCAAAGUUUGUGAUCACAUGUUUUGAGGACCUUGUGUUGUGAAGUCAUACACUGAUGCAGUGGUAUUUGAAACCACACUUGUCAUGGCUGUCAUAGGAUCGCUACCUAAGAUUAUUUGAAACCCACUCUAGGUUUUUUCAUUUUGUACUUCUAAAAUUUAACUUACUUAGACAUAAAAAUCCGAGGACCAUCUUCACAGAGUCCUAGACAGAUGUGCGUUAGAGUCGUGGAAUUGUAGCACACCUACGUUCUAGACUUCAGGGAGCUGAUGCUCAAAAAUCUUGAAAAGUAAUUCUGCGGCUCCUCCGAGAAGUUGGCUGCAGUAUUUAGCGAUCUUUCCUCCCAGAAAAAUUGUAGCUCUUCUUUCUCAUGUACUAUAGCUGCUUUAAAAAAAAUGUCCGCCUAGUCUUAGGACAAGAUUAGUCCUGUGGCACCAUUUCAAAGAUAGACCUGUGCAUCCUGUGGGUGCUGGGAUGGAUUUUGUCAUCUGGUCGGUAACGGUAAGGAUGGUAAAGCCAGCCUUCAAGUCAAGACGCAAAUCACAAGUGUGUAAGAAAUUAAAUGAGCUUUAAAAAUAGAUGCACCAGCUUCCAGGGAAAACCUUAUCUCGAAUGGAGAGCUACUGCGGAAUGGCCCCUGUCAUUCAUUUGUUCACAAGUAUUUUGCCAAGAGCCCAUACUUUUUUUUUUGAAAGCACUAGUUUCCAGAGUGUUAACAAGAGAAACGAAGUACAUGAAUCCUACAAGCAAACUGUAGCUUGAAGAACACGAACAGAUUCUUUAUAUCAGAGUUACCCAUUGACUUCAGUUUUUUUGUAUAUUUGUUACAAGCCUCACGUUGUUCUACUCCGAAUGCGUUGAGCGUGCCGUCAGCCAGACUGUUUAGAAUUCCCAUGGAAGUCAGCCCGAGCUGCACACGUGUGGGGGCACUUUGUUCUGCGCAGCUCUUUAAUAAAUCCAUUUGAUGAUUUUUGUUUAGAUCAGAAGUCUCAUUCUCACUGCCGUCAGGAUGCUCAGAGGAACACAAGCCCGGAAAUUUCCUCUCCUCAACUCAUCUCAGUUCGCAUUAAGUGCUGAGUUUUAACUUUCAAAAUGACUGACAAUGGCCUUCUGCCUUCUCGUCUACAGAAGCCGAGGGACCUGGCUCACCAAGCCGUUUCUUUUCCUUUAAUGAGAAAUACAAUUCAGGAUCUUCAUAAAGGCUCUCAUACGGUUUUAAACGUUAAUAACUUGGAUUGUAGGCAGUAUAGGGAAAAGAAUCCAAAUAGCAUUUUUUAUAGCAUUACGUUCAGAAUGACUAUGGGAAAUAAGCAAUUGUAUGGCACUACUACUGACUUUUUCUAAUGGACUCUGCUGCUCAUUUAGAAAUCAAUUUUUUUUAAUAGACAACAUUAGGACAUCAACAUUGGGAGUCUAAAAAAACAUUUUUCAUUUUCAAAUUCACAUAUCAACAGCACAUGAUGUAAAUGGCAUUUAAAAAUAAAUGUAUUACCUGCUUCAAGCUAUUUAUGGAUAUAGUCAAGGUAUGAUUAUAUAUUUCUUACGUGUGCUUUUAUAUGUAUAUAUUUUGUGAUGCGGGCUCACUAUAUCACACAGCUGUAACCAUACGGUCUUAUUUUACAAGUCUGUGACAAACUGUCACUACUGUAGGCAAGGCCAGUGGUGACCUGGAAUGGAGUAUCUUGUUAGCCACGAGAAGAAACUCAAAGAGCUCCUACCCAGAAACAUGUGCUGUACUCAAAUUUUAAUAAGCCAAUGCAUUAACUUUUAAAGUUUUUAAAACGGAUUUGUUCAGGUGUAGAAUACAUUUUAUGUAUCACUUGUGUGCUCUACACACAGAGGAAAUAUGUUUGUCAUGUAUCAAAAAUGGCCUCAGUUUACCUGUAAUUAGAUUUGUAGUAAGAUAAUAAAUUGACUUAGCUUCUCACCAA
Suricata suricatta (meerkat) is the source of this 3134-nucleotide messenger RNA. It is a transcript of the gene C17H17orf75, whose product is annotated as chromosome 17 C17orf75 homolog. The record is from RefSeq and is a predicted model, not a curated record. Lineage: Eukaryota; Metazoa; Chordata; Mammalia; Carnivora; Herpestidae. Gene Ontology annotation, cellular component: trans-Golgi network. The transcript has 10 exons. Bases 27 to 1217 code for a protein of 396 amino acids.